AUUGCUAUCAAUCGUGGUCGUCAAUUCCCCCCAUAUCGCCGCCAUGGUUGUCAAGAUCCGUCUCGCCCGUUUCGGGCGUCGAAAUCAGCCCUUUUACAACAUCGUUGUUGCCCACGCUCGCACGGCUCGUAACUCCCGCCCGCUCGAAGUUAUUGGCACAUACGACCCGAUUCCCAAGACCGAUCCUUACGACGACUCUGGAAAGCUUCACAAGGACAUCCAGCUCGAUAGAGCACGCGCUAGGUACUGGAUCGGUGUUGGUGCACAGCCUACGGACACAGCAUGGCGGUUACUCUCCAUGCUCAACAUUCUACCAAAGAAGGAAUUCGGCCCCAAGAAGGACGAGAUAAAGGGUGUUGUGCAGAAGGAUCAGAUCCAGAUUCGCUGAAACAACAAUGGUCUGGAAGGAUGUAUGAUAAUGUAUGAAAAGACAUUUCGGGGCGUUGGUUUGGGGAUCGAUAUCACCCGAUUUGAAUGAGCCAGCAAAAAUUCGAGAGCAGGCAGUGCCAACACAAGAGAUUAUCGGGGAUCUUUGGCAGGCAUUGGAGGCACAUAGUACUUCCAGAGGAGACUGUACUAUAUAUUUAUGUUGGAAACGGCUUGAAUCACCACAACCAAGUCAUUUGUCGCUAU
Messenger RNA from Fusarium graminearum PH-1, 633 nucleotides. Its product is annotated as ribosomal protein S16. The transcript has 2 exons. Gene Ontology annotation, cellular component: mitochondrial small ribosomal subunit; ribosome. Gene Ontology annotation, molecular function: structural constituent of ribosome. The record is from RefSeq and is a predicted model, not a curated record. NCBI's taxonomy places the organism in Eukaryota, Fungi, Ascomycota, Sordariomycetes, Hypocreales, Nectriaceae. The coding region runs from base 44 to 388 and encodes 114 amino acids. Gene Ontology annotation, biological process: mitochondrial translation.